Messenger RNA from Seriola aureovittata, 2862 nucleotides. RefSeq names its product transmembrane protein 41A-B-like. The transcript is spliced from 6 exons. NCBI's taxonomy places the organism in Eukaryota, Metazoa, Chordata, Actinopteri, Carangiformes, Carangidae. Bases 314 to 1141 code for a protein of 275 amino acids. The record is from RefSeq and is a predicted model, not a curated record.
UUUAAAUAGCCAGGCGUGUAAAUUUCCCUCUGUUGGACACAGUUUUGGAAGAUUUAAUCUGAAAUGUGACAGUUUCACGAAAAGACGAGUAGGGAAUAAAGUUAAAAGACAGGUGUUUUAGCUGCUGUGAGACAGUGAGGCACAAAUAUCAACAGCGUAUUUUCCCUGUCUGAAGAAAGUUGUUGGUCGCCCGCUGCCAUGUGAUCCUUCAGCCGAACCCCAGCCAGAAUGUCAACCGUCAUUUGUACCCUGCUUUUCGCCGGAGUUGUUUGCAAAGUUAUCCGGUGAACAGGGAGUUAUAGCGGGGAGCACCAUGCGCUCCUUAGCGGGACUAGUUGCCGUCGUGGCGACGGCAAGUGUCUACCUCUACCUGCUGUCGACUCAUCUUCCCCCGGGACCGAAGCAGCUCCAGGCGGGCUCCGAGGGGGAGGACGAGGGAGUCCAUGAGUUCAGCCUGAAGUUCCCGUCGGACCUGGAUGAGCUGCGGGAGCUCGCUGAGAUGCUCAAGUUCUAUAAAAGAGAAAAUCACGGCUACGUUCUGCUGCUGUUCUGCAGCGCCUACCUGUACAAACAGUCUUUCGCCAUACCUGGCUCCUCCUUCCUGAACAUGUUAGCCGGUGCGAUAUUCGGGCCCUGGGAGGGUCUGGUUCUGGCCUGCCUGCUCACCACUUCAGGCUCCACGUUCUGCUUCCUGCUCUCCUCUGUGUUUGGAAAGCAGCAUGUGGUUCAGCUCUUCCCUGAGAAGGUGGCCCUGCUGCAGAGGAAGGUGGAGGAAAAUCGUAGCAGUUUAUUCUUCUUCCUACUUUUCCUUCGUUUCUUCCCUAUGACUCCUAACUGGUUCCUUAACAUCACCUGUCCCGUCCUCAACAUCCCUUUACCUAUUUUCUUCUUCUCCGUGUUCAUAGGUUUGAUUCCCUACAACUUCAUCUGUGUCCGCACGGGCUCCAUACUCUCAGAGAUCUCCUCUCUGGACGACAUCUUCUCCUGGAGCACGCUGGCCCAGCUCCUGGCCAUCGCCCUGGCGGCUCUCGUCCCCGGAGCGCUGAUCAAACGCUACAGCAAAGGUCACCUCAAGGUGGACGGCAUGGACAGCAACGGCACCAGUCAGGCUGAAAUCAAGCGGGACCGGAAGAGACGGUGAUUCUGGGAUGACAUAAACACAACUUUGUGCCAGAAGAAGUAAGGUGGGAAAAAACUCUCCGCCGUGUGACCUUUUGUUCGCUCCAGCCUCGGGAUUUUUGUAAGGUCACACCAGAUGCUCAUCAUACGUAUAAUGGUAAUAGUAUGAUCUGUUCUGAAAGUGUAGAAGUGUCUUCAGGUCGUGUUACAUCAGACUUGAAGGUUACACUUUCCAAAAGAUCUCUCACUGCUGAUACACAGCAAACUUUUUUAGGGGAGAUCGGCCCUAAAUAUCCUUUUAUUUAUAAAAAGAAAAAAAGUCUUAAAAGCUUAAAAGCUCUUGAGAGAGCUCAAUGGUUCAUUUCAUGGGGAAAGAUUUGUGUUACAGUGAUAAAGAAGCAGCUUUAAAAUGAAUGAAAUCACCUUAAUUAUCUUGAUAUAAGAUCAUUAUUAUAUUGGAAUUUAUCCAGAUAUUGUAUAAAUGUAAUACUCUCUCACUGACACGAUCACUGUGAUCUCAGUGAAACUGUUGACUGCUGUCACACUGGAAGUCCAUGGCCGACCAAAGGUUUGCCUGUCACCAAUAACCCAGUGUCACAGUGACGCUUAAGAUUGUUGCCGUGCCUUAAAGCUCCGUGUGGUGGCGUUCAUUGUAAAACAUGUUUGCCAUUGCAGUUGUUGUUGUUGUUGUUGACUCCUACAGGAUACGUCAAACCAAAUAACACACAGCUGCCCCCAAAGUGUUUUUUGUUAUGCUCAUAAUGAUCAGUCUGGAUAUCCCCACAGACCUUUGUCACUUUAUGUCCCUUUUUUUUCUUCUUUGUUGAUUUUACACUCUGCUGUGGAUUAUGAGACCAGACAAUUAACCAGCUAGACAAUAAUAAUCUCCUGCCCUCCGCUGUCAUUUACAGUCACGUUUGUCCCCUCUCCUCUGUGUGUCUCAGCCCCUCCCCACACAGAGCGGAGGAGAGACAGCCUGUUACUUUAAGUGCAAUAAAAGCUUUCCAACAAGUGUCAUGAAUCCCCCUGAAACCAACGACGGACCCCAAACGUCUGGAAGUCAAAGCCAAAAUGUUUUUAAACGCACGCAAUGUGGCGAGAGUGACGAGGAGCUUGUGCCGGCCGGAGCAAAGAGAAGCCGACAGCAAGACACACACACACACACACACACACACACACACACACACACACACACACACACACACACACACACACACACACACACACAGUAACUCAGUUUGCAGCCAAACUUCAUUGGAAAAAUUUGUUCUUUGUUUUUGUUUUUUUUUAGGACACUUUGAAUUCAAGAUUGAGUCUGUCUUUUCCCAAAGCACUUACUUUGGUGUCUUACUGUAGCUGUGGCUGCAUUCACUGAUGUUUUACAGUUUUACAGCAGCUCUGUGCCGAUCGGCUGUGAUCACCUCAUGAUGUUUCUAUAACGCAGGGAAAAGUGACUAAAGUCAGACUCCUGGGAAAUCAAAGGAGCUAAUGCAACUGAUUCCACAGCCUCAGUCAGUCGCCUGUCUCGACAUAGACUCCUGUGAGUAGUCCAGUAGUCUGAAUUUUGGGACUUUCUGUGCAUCAAAGUUUCAACAAAGAAAAGACAUGAAUGACGUUGAAUGAUUGGUACUUUCUCUUGCAUAUUGAAGGUCACUGAACUGUGCUCAAAUGGAAACGAUCAGCAAAGCUUUUUGUAUCCUCUUAUAAUCAGAGUUUUGUACAUUAAACUUGUAUCUAACAUCA